AUGGGUAAGCAAAAGACAAUUGAUGCCAGAAAGGCAUAUUAUGAAAGGGAUAUUGAAAAAUGCAAAGAAGUUCAUAGUCAUUAUCAUAGUUUAGAUAAGCAUGAUGAGCAACAUAGUCUUGAUAAAGAUCAUUUAAAAACGAUCAUAUUUGGAAGUUUAGAUGGAAUAAUUACAAUUUUUGCAAUUGUUUCCGGUUGUGUGGGUGCUAAUAUAACACCUGCACAAGUCAUAAUUAUUGGUGUUGGUAAUUUAUUUGCAAAUGCCAUUUCUAUGGGGUUUAGUGAAUAUACUAGUUCAACAGCACAAAUAGAUUUUAUGGCAGCAGAAAGACAAAGAGAAGAAUGGGAAAUAGAAAAUUGCCCAACAGAAGAAAAACAAGAAAUGAUUGAUAUUUAUAUUAAUAAAUAUAAAUUUGAUAGUAAGGAUGCAAAAAAUUUAGUAGAAAUAACUUUUAGAAAUAAAAAUUUUUUUUUAGAACAUAUGAUGUCAGAAGAAUUAGGUCUUAUAUUAACUAAUGAAGAUAAAAGUGAAGCACUCAAAAAAGGAAUUUUAAUGUUUUUAAGUUUUUGUUUUUUUGGUAUGAUACCAUUAUUUUCCUAUGUACUUUACAAUAUGUUUUUUGGUGCAGCAAAUUACACUGCUUCAUUUGCCGUUGUUUUUAUAUCAACCCUUAUUACUUUGUUCAUUUUGGGCUUAUUCAAGUCCCAGUUUACCACUCAAAAGCCAAUUGUGUGCGCCCUUAGUAUGGUUCUAAAUGGGUCGAUUGCUGGAAUGCUUCCAUUUUUAUUUGGUGUUUUGCUUAAGACAAACACAGGGGAUUAA
Molecule: messenger RNA, 822 nt
Organism: Plasmodium vinckei vinckei
Lineage: Eukaryota; Apicomplexa; Aconoidasida; Haemosporida; Plasmodiidae
Product: vacuolar iron transporter, putative
Exons: 2
Coding region: 1-822 (273 amino acids)
Biological process (GO): intracellular manganese ion homeostasis
Cellular component (GO): membrane
Molecular function (GO): iron ion transmembrane transporter activity; manganese ion transmembrane transporter activity
Source: RefSeq, a predicted model, not a curated record